Messenger RNA from Elgaria multicarinata webbii, 5896 nucleotides. RefSeq names its product dedicator of cytokinesis 5 (gene DOCK5). Gene Ontology annotation, cellular component: cytoplasm; plasma membrane. The transcript is spliced from 52 exons. Bases 2 to 5611 code for a protein of 1869 amino acids. The record is from RefSeq and is a predicted model, not a curated record. NCBI's taxonomy places the organism in Eukaryota, Metazoa, Chordata, Lepidosauria, Squamata, Anguidae. Gene Ontology annotation, molecular function: guanyl-nucleotide exchange factor activity; small GTPase binding. Gene Ontology annotation, biological process: myoblast fusion; small GTPase-mediated signal transduction; cell migration.
CAUGGCCCGCUGGAUCCCCACCAAGCGCGAGAAGUACGGUGUGGCCAUCUACAAUUAUGACGCUGCCCAGGAUGUGGAACUCUCCUUGCAGGUUGGUGACACGGUUCACAUUCUGGAGAUGUAUGAAGACUGGUACAGAGGAUACACUCUUCGAAAUAAAUCCAAAAAGGGCAUCUUCCCAUCAACAUACAUCCAUCUGAAAGAAGCAACAGUGCAAGAUGGCGGACAACAUGAGACAGUAAUUCCCAGUGAAUUGCCCUUGGUCCAGGAACUUACUUCCACACUGCGGGAAUGGGCCGUUAUCUGGCACAGGCUGUAUGUGGAGAACAAGAAGAGCCUCUUUCGCCAUGUGCAGCAGAUGACCUAUAGCCUGAUUGAGUGGCGCUCCCAGAUCCUCUCAGGCACCCUCCCUAAAGAUGAGCUGGCUGAACUCAAGAAGAAAGUCACCGCCAAAAUAGACUAUGGCAACAGGAUCUUGGGGCUGGACUUGGUGGUGCGAGACGAAAAUGGGAACAUCCUUGAUCCAGAUGCCACCAGCACAAUAGCGCUCUUCAAAGCACAUGAGACAGCGUCCAAAAGGAUUGAUGAAAGGAUCCAAGAAGAAAAGUCUCUUCAGCAGAAUGUAGAUCUACGGGGACAGUCUAUCUUCAACACAACCCACACAUACAGCCUGUAUGUCAAUUUCAAGAAUUUUGUCUGCAACAUUGGUGAGGAUGCAGAGCUGCUCAUGAGCCUCUAUGAUCCGGAUCAGUCCAAGUUCAUUAGCGAAAACUACCUGGUUCGUUGGGGGAGUAAUGGAAUGCCAAAGGAAAUUGAAAAGCUAAAUAACCUUCAAGCUGUCUUUACGGACCUCAGCAGUUCCGACCUGAUCCGUCCGCGCAUCAGCCUGGUGUGUCAGAUUGUGCGCGUGGGCCACAUGGAGCUUAAGGAAGGCAAGAAGCACACCUGUGGGCUCCGGAGACCUUUUGGAGUGGCAGUGAUGGACAUUACGGACAUUAUCCAUGGGAAAGUGGACGACGAAGAGAAACAGCAUUUUAUUCCCUUUCAGCAGAUUGCCAUGGAAACAUACAUCAGACAGCGGCAGUUAAUCAUGGCGCCUUUAAUAACCUCUCACGUGAUUGGAGAGAAUGAGCCCCUCACUUCUGUCUUCAACAAAGUCAUCGCUGCCAAGGAAGUGAAUCACAAAGGGCAAGGCCUCUGGGUUUCUCUGAAGUUGCUGCCUGGUGAUCUAGCUCAGGUUCAGAAGGACUUUUCUCAUCUUGUUGACCGUUCGACAGCUGUGGCCCGCAAAAUGGGAUUCCCGGAGAUUAUCCUGCCUGGUGAAGUUCGGAAUGAUAUCUACGUCACUCUGAUGCACGGAGAGUUUGACAAAGGGAAAAAGAAGACGCCCAAAAAUGUAGAGGUCACCAUGUCUGUUCAUGAUGAAGACGGCAAUCUCUUAGAGAAAGCUAUCCAUCCAGGUGCUGGUUAUGAAGGUAUCUCGGAAUACAAGUCUGUCGUCUACUAUCAAGUCAAGCAGCCUUGCUGGUAUGAAACUGUAAAGGUAUCCAUCGAAAUCAAAGAGGUCAGCCGCUACCACUUAAGAUUUACUUUCCGCCAUCGUUCGUCACAGGAAUCGCGGGACAAAUCCGAAAGGGCGUUUGGAAUGGCCUUUGUGAAGCUGAUGAAUGCAGAUGGCACCACUCUACAAGAUGGCAGACAUAACUUAAUUGUUUAUAAGGGGGAGAACAAGAAAAUGGAAGAUGCUAAAUUUUACUUGAGUCUUCCUGGCACCAAGGUAGAAAUGGAGGACCGAGAUGGUCUUCCAGCCAAGCAUCACACAACCAACUUUACCCCAACCAAAGACAGUACCAAAGACAGCUUUCAGAUUGCGACGCUCAUCUGCUCUACGAAGCUGACGCAGAAUGUGGACCUGCUGGGAUUGCUGAACUGGCGUUCGAACUCCCAGAACAUAGGACACAACCUGAAGAAGCUGAUGGAGGUGGAAGGAGGAGAAAUCGUCAAGUUCUUACAAGAUACACUUGAUGCACUUUUCAGCAUAAUGAUGGAGAUGUCUGACAAUGAAUCCUAUGACUUCCUUGUGUUCGAUGCCCUGGUAUUUAUUAUUUCCCUGAUUGGAGACAUCAAGUUUCAGCAUUUUAAUCCUGUAUUGGAAACUUACAUUUACAAGCACUUUAGUGCCACCCUGGCCUAUGUAAAACUUACCAAAGUCUUGAACUACUACGUCGGAAACGCGGACGACUCCAGCAAGACGGAAUUGCUCUUUGCCGCCCUGAAAGCCUUGAAGUACCUGUUCCGGUUCAUAGUUCAGUCAAGGGUGCUGUACCUAGGGUUUUACGGGAAAAGUGAAGACGGAGAUGAGUUCAACAAUGCCAUCCGCAAGCUGUUCCUCUCCUUUAACGUCCUCAUGGACAGACCUCUUGAGGAGGCUGUCAAGAUCAAGGGCGCCGCCUUAAAGUAUUUACCAAGCAUCAUCAAUGAUGUCAAACUAGUCUUUGAUCCUGUUGAGCUCAGCGUCCUCUUUAGCAAAUUUAUCCAAAGCAUCCCAGAUAACCAGCUUGUCCGUCAGAAGCUCAACUGCAUGACAAAGAUUGUGGACAGUGACCUAUUCCGUCAAGCCGAGUGCCGAGAUAUUCUCUUGCCUCUGCUCGUUGAUCAACUGAGUGGACAGCUGGAUGAUAAUUCCAACAAACCGGAUCAUGAAGCCUGUUCACAGCUCCUUAACAAUAUUCUGGAGGUUUUGGAUCGGAAGGAGGUGGGCCCCACCGCAGCUCACAUCCAGUUGAUUAUGGAGCGCCUGCUGAGGAGAAUAAACCGGACUGUGAUUGGAAUGAGCCGACAGUCUCCUCACAUUGGUAGCUUUGUAGCCUGCAUGACGGCCAUUUUGAGGCAAAUGGAAGAUUCCCAUUAUAACCACUACAUCAGCACUUUCAAAACCAGACAAGACCUUAUUGAUUUCCUGAUGGAAACGUUCAUCAUGUUUAAGGAUCUGAUUGGAAAGAACGUCUACGCAAGCGACUGGAUGGUCAUGAACAUGAUGCAGAGCAGGAUUUUCCUUCGAGCCAUAAAUCAAUACACCUCGGUGCUCAACCGUUUCUUUUUGGAUCAGGCAAGCUUCGAACUGCAGCUGUGGAAUAAUUACUUCCACUUGGCAGUAGCCUUCCUCACCCACGAAUCCCUCCAGCUGGAGACCUUUUCCCAGGCUAAACGGACCAAGAUGGUCAAGAAAUAUGGCGACAUGAGGAAGGACAUUGGCUUCAAGAUAAGGGACAUGUGGUACAACCUCGGGCCUCACAAGAUCAAAUUCAUCCCUUCCAUGGUUGGCCCAAUCCUGGAGGUGACCUUGACUCCGGAGCCCGAACUGCGAAAGGCGACCAUCCCCAUCUUUUUCGACAUGAUGCAGUGCGAAUUCAACUUCAGCGGGAGCAGGAACUUCCAUAUGUUCGAAGACGAGCUGAUCACCAAGCUGGAUCAGGAAGUGGAAGGUGGUCGAGGUGAUGAGCAGUACAAGGUUCUGCUGGAGAAACUCCUGCUGGAGCAUUGUCGGAAACACAAAUACCUCUCAAGCUCAGGAGAAGUGUUUGCCCUGUUGGUUAGCAGCCUGUUGGAAAACCUCUUGGACUACCGAGCCAUCAUGCAUGAUGGGAGCAAAGAAAACCGCAUGAGCUGCACUGUCAACGUGCUGAAUUUUUACAAAGAAAAGAAGAGGGAGGAUAUAUACAUCAGAUACUUGUAUAAACUCCGAGAUCUGCACACAGGCUCCGAAAACUACACUGAGGCAGCAUACACACUUCUCCUUCAUGCUGAAUUACUCCAGUGGUCCGAUAAUCCGUGCGCGCCGCACUUGCUUCAGAGGGACAGCUACUAUGUCUAUUCGCAACAGGAACUCAAGGAGAAACUCUACCAAGAAAUCAUUGCUUUCUUUGACAAAGGCAAAAUGUGGGAGAAAGCUAUCCAGCUAAGCAAAGAACUGGCUGACAUGUACGAGAACAAAGUCUUCGAUUACGAGGGGCUCAGCAACCUCUUGAAAAAACGGGCCACAUUUUAUGAGAACAUCAUGAAAGCGAUGAGACCUCAGCCAGAGUACUUUGCCGUCGGGUAUUUUGGACAUGGAUUUCCCUCCUUUCUCCGGAACAAGAUCUUCAUUUAUCGUGGCAAGGAAUACGAAAGGCGGGAAGACUUCAACCUGAAAUUACUGACCCAGUUUCCAAAUGCUGAGAAGCUGAGUAGCACUGCUCCACCCACAGAAGAGAUCAAAGCGUCUCUUAAGCAGUAUGUGCAGUGUUUCAUAGUUAAACCCGUGAUGAACCUCCCACUGAACUACAAGGACAAGCCUGUUCCGGAGCAGAUUCUGAACUUCUAUAGAUCCAAUGAAGUGCAACAAUUCCGAUACUCCCGGCCAUUCAGGAAAGGAGAAAAAGAUCCUGAGAACGAAUUUGCGACUAUGUGGAUAGAGCGAACCACCUACACGACCGCCUAUUCAUUCCCAGGGAUUCUCAAAUGGUUUGAAGUCAAGCAAGUUUCGAUGGAGGAGAUCAGCCCCUUGGAGAAUGCCAUCGAAACCAUGGAGCUGACCAAUGAGAAGAUCAGCAACUGUGUGCAGCAGCAUGCCUGGGAUCGCACCCUGCCUGUGCACCCCCUCUCCAUGCUGUUGAAUGGCAUUGUGGACCCAGCCGUCAUGGGCGGAUACACCAACUACGAGAAGGCCUUUUUCACAGAGAAGUAUAGUCAAGAACACCCUGAAGAUCAAGAUAAGAUUGAACUGCUCAAGCAGCUAAUCGCUCUGCAGAUGCCUUUGCUGGCGGAAGGGAUUCGGAUUCAUGGGAAGAAGUUGACGGACCAGUUGAAGCCUCUCCAUGACAGGCUAACCUCCUGCUUCAAAGAGUUGAGGGAAAAAGUGGAGAAGCUCUACGGUGUGAUAACUCUGCCUUCCUCACUGACGGAGAGAAAGCAAAGCAGGUCCGGGUCAGUGGUUUUGCCCUACAUCAUGUCUUCCACUUUGAGGAGACUAUCGAUUACCUCCGUAACGUCCUCUGUGGGAUCCACAUCUUCUACCUCGUCAGACAGCACUUCCUCAAGACCGGGAUCAGAUGGAUCGAUUCUUGAGCCACUGGUGGAAAGGCGGAUUUCAGCCUCCUCUAGGAUGGAAGAGCUCUCUGCCAAAGAGGACGGCGAGAACCGGACAAAUAAAUUCAGGCGGAAGGACUGGAGCCUCAGCAAAUCUCAGGUUAUUGCGGAGAAGGAGCCAGAGGCUGAGCUGACUUCCAAAAUGAAUGCAUCAGGAAAAGCGCCAAGGCCAAAGAGUCUCCAGCUGGGCGAGAGCAGACUGACGUUACUUCAGGGCUCGUUGCUCCAACAAGCUUCACCUCUCAGUCCGCCUCCAAUCACUCCCAAAACUCCAAGAACCCAAAGUUUCCCUUCUUUGCAAACAGAUGGAUUAGCAACCGUGAACCUGCAAAGCGUUCCACCCCCACCCCCACCCAAGUCCAACUCAAGGAACUCCACGGAGGUCGCUCCUCCGUUGCCUAGCAGGCGGGAAAUCAAGCCUCCCCCUCCUCCUCCGAAAGCAAGAAAAUCCAGUGUCCUUUCUUUAGACCCGGGGCCUCAGUGAGAAUCUAUGCUGGCCUGCUUCCUUGCACCUUGAACUCCAUUUCCACUGUCCUGUUCGCAUCCAUGUCUUUCUUGUGCUUCCUAGCUAUUUCCUGCUGCUGGACAGACCAUCGUGGGCUCUGCCCUCCAGCCAUGCCAAAAUAAGCCAUUUAAAGGGCCACAACGCUUCCGUCUUUGAUUCCCAAGCUUCAGAUUUUCUGGGAUUCCGUGCCAAGGCACCGAGCAUCAACGUUCUGGCCUUCCCGCAUCUCUGAGCUUCUGCCUGGCCCAAAUGAGCUUAAUCAUU